Vanrija pseudolonga is the source of this 913-nucleotide messenger RNA. Its product is annotated as 2-keto-3-deoxy-L-rhamnonate aldolase. Gene Ontology annotation, molecular function: aldehyde-lyase activity. Lineage: Eukaryota; Fungi; Basidiomycota; Tremellomycetes; Trichosporonales; Trichosporonaceae. The coding region runs from base 43 to 852 and encodes 269 amino acids. The record is from RefSeq and is a predicted model, not a curated record. Gene Ontology annotation, cellular component: cytoplasm. The transcript is spliced from 4 exons.
CUCUUUCCUACUGUACACACCACCACCACCUAUACACACACCAUGGCCUCCGCCCUCUCCACCAAGCUCCACCUCAAGAACGCGCUCGCUGCCGGGCAGCAGGGCAUCGGCUUCUGGCUGACCUUCCCCGGCCCGCACGUCGUGCGCGCUGUUUCCGGCAUCAAGGGGUUCAACUGGGCGUGCGUCGACGGCGAGCACGGCGCCAUCGCCGACCCGGACUACUAUGAGCUCUGCAACGCCCUCGCGUCCAACGGCGUCUCGCCCAUCAUCCGCGUGCCCAACGCCGAGGAGUGGAUGGUCAAGCGCGCCCUCGACGCCGGCGCCCACGGCGUCAUGACCCCCAUGUGUCACACUGCUGAGGACGCCCGCAAGAUUGUCUCGUGGAACAAGUACCCUCCGCGCGGAACCCGCGGCUUUGGCCCCAUCUACACGGGGCACGCGUUCGGCAACGCCGCCGAGGCCGACUACGGCGCGGCGGCCGACGACUCCCUGAUCGUCAUGGUGCAGAUCGAGUCGCGCGCGGGCGUCGAGAACGUCGAGGAGAUUGCCAAGGUCGACGGGCUGGACGUGCUGCUUAUCGGGCCGUUCGACCUGUCCAAGUCGAUGGGCGUGCCCUUUGGCGGCGAGGAGCACCAGGCGGCGAUUGCGCGUAUCCUCGCUGCGUCCAAGGCGGCCGGCAAGGCCGCCGCCAUCUUCUGCGUCAACGGCGACCAGGCCGCCACGCGCCUCGCCGAGGGCUUUGAGGUCGUGUCGAUCGGCACGGAUAUCGGCUCGCUCGUCGCCGACAUGACCAAGCAGGUCGCUGCGGCCACUGGCGUCUCGGCCGCCAAGAAGGGCGGCGCGUACAGCUAGGCGGAGGGGUGGGACUGGGCGUGCAGCGAGGCAGUGAAAAGGAUAUGCAGUCUAUGAUGAG